This is a messenger RNA of Drosophila grimshawi, 1519 nucleotides long. Its product is annotated as ATP-dependent RNA helicase ddx46. The transcript is spliced from 2 exons. The coding region runs from base 5 to 1459 and encodes 484 amino acids. The record is from RefSeq and is a predicted model, not a curated record. NCBI's taxonomy places the organism in Eukaryota, Metazoa, Arthropoda, Insecta, Diptera, Drosophilidae.
UGGAAUGGCGCCACAAGUUAGCUGCCUAUUUCGACUGUUAUUCCUGCUGCAACUGAGCCUAACUCUAAGCCUAAGAAUUGACACUGCGCAGGAGUCAAGAAGCAAUGUCAGCUUGCCAAUUUAUCGCGUCUCGCGUCCUGAACUCAAACAGCCCGUAAAACGUGUCCCGCAACAUUUGCAGGAUAUACGACCCGGUUUCGUGGAUGAUGAUGCUGGCGAUGUCAUCCGCAUCAUUGAGCCACCCCCGCACUUUCAGCAGCUCAAGCGCUUGAGGCAGAGGCAGCCACAACAGCCCUCAACAGCCGUUGUUUGGGAGCAGCCACGCAAGCUGAGCACAAAUCGUCUAAAUCUGAAGCCAGUCAAUGCAGAUUUGUUGACGCAGGAGACACAGAACCAUUUGCAGUUCCCCAUGGAAAUACUUGCCUCGGUGCGUAAAACGGAGCGUUUGUUGCAACGUCAGCGACAGCAGCAGCCACCAGUCGUCAGACAGCGCCACAUACAGCGCCAGACACAUACGCUGAUUGGCCAGAAAUCGCUGGAGCAGCAACGCUAUCAGCGGGAACAGCAGCAACGGCUGCGUGCAACAAUCAGCCAGGAGCACAAGCGGAGCAAGCGGGUGAAGCGGCAGACUGAUGACUACAAUAUGGCACAGGGCUUAAAGCUGGUGGCGCAUAUAGAUGAGUUGCUGCAGAAUGCCACACGUUAUCUGCCCGAUGAGCUGGAAAAGCAUGAAACAACAACAACAACGCCGGUAACAACAACAACUACGACAACGACAACACUUAAAUCCAACUCAAGCAACUAUGACAAAAAUCGGCAACGUCGCCAGCGGCUGUUUAAGCUGCAGGGCGCACUUAAAAAAACGACAGCGAGGCGAGGGCGCAACUUCCGCCAUGAGGCAACCACAACAACAAUGACAACGGCAGCAGCACCAGCUGCAACAACAACGACAGCAACAACAUCUGCCGAAUCAACUUCCACAUUAAGAUUGACUUCCGCAACUCCGUUGGCCAGUCGGCUGGUUAACUCACGCAAAUCCGCAAAUAAACGCAAUCAUCUGCAGCAGUUGCCCUCAUCCCGCAGCGAUGAUUCCGUGCUCUAUGCGGAUGUAAUGUUGAAUAUAUAUAAUUUGUGGCAGGAGCACGAUGUUGCCACCGCACAGUUCGUUGCCCCGCCGCAUAAUAAUAGCGACUAUCGUGAAUUGGAUGUGUAUCUCAAAGAGUUGGAUGCCAUUGCCAAAAAGUUGCCCAGUGUCUCGCCCAUAACCUCAUUGACAGGUGAGCGGGAGCUGUUGCCGGCCACGCCCACAACAACGAUCAAUUGGUAUCUGAUCAAUAAGGAGGGCAUGAUCUAUGAGACGCAUCUAAAUAGCGAUACGAAGCCAAUGUCUGCUUUGUUUCAUCUCUUUCCAGAUAUGCCCCAGACAAAUGAACCCAUAACCACGAUAGAUCUGGAGUAGACAAAACUGUUACAACUUUUAUUUAUUUAUUAUUUAUUAUUUAGUUUCUCGUUUCUAGUU